GGUAUCAGAACUGAAGGUUAGCGUGGAUUGGUGGCGGGACGGGACGAACCGGGUUCUUCUGCCGGAAGCGGAAGUGAGAGUAGAAGUGGAGGAAAGAUGCAGGACCAUCAGCACGUGCCCAUCGACAUCCAGACCAGCAAGCUGCUCGACUGGCUGGUGGACAGGAGGCAUUGCAGCCUGAAAUGGCAGAGUCUGGUGCUGAUGAUCCGGGAGAAGAUCAAUGCUGCCAUCCAAGACAUGCCAGAGACCGAAGAGAUUGCUCAGCUGCUCUCUGGGUCCUACAUUCACUACUUCCACUGCCUAAGAAUUGUGGACCUUCUCAAAGGCACUGAGGCCUCCACAAAAAAUAUUUUUGGCCAGUACUCUUCACAGCGGAUGAAGGAUUGGCAAGAGAUUGUAGCCCUGUAUGAGAAGGACAACACUUACCUAGUGGAACUCUCUAGCCUCUUGGUUCGGAAUGUCAACUACGAGAUCCCCUCACUAAAGAAGCAGAUCGCCAAGUGCCAGCAGCUCCAGCAAGAAUACAGCCGCAAGGAGGAGGAGGGCCAGGCUGGGGCCGCUGAGAUGCGGGAGCAGUUCUACCACUCGUGCAAGCAGUAUGGCAUCACGGGAGACAAUGUCCGAAGAGAACUUCUGGCCCUGGUGAAGGACCUGCCUAGUCAGCUGGCUGAGGUUGGUGCAGGGGCUCAGUCCCUGGGCGAAGCCAUUGAACUGUACCAGGCCUGUGUAGGAUUUGUGUGUGAAAGCCCCGCGGAGCAGGUGUUGCCCAUGCUGCAGUAUGUGCAGAAGCGGGGAAACUCGACUGUGUACGAAUGGAGGACGGGGAAAGAGCCCUCUGUGGUGGAGCGGCCACACCUUGAGGAGCCUCCCGAGCAAGUGGAAGAAGAUGAGAUUGACUGGGGUGACUUUGGGGCAGAGGCAGCUUCCAGCCCCAACAUCUCUACUGAGGCUACUGGAAUCGACUGGGGCAUCUCCCUGGAGUCAGAGUCAAAGGACCUUGGGAGUGAUGGGAUAGACUGGGGAGAUGAUGCCACUGGUUUGCAGAUCACAGUGCUGGAGGCAGGAACUGAAGCUCCAGAAGGUGUUGCUAGAGGCACAGAUGCUCUGACACUUCUUGAAUAUCCUGAGACCCGGAAUCAGUUCAUUGAUGAGCUCAUGGAGCUCGAGAUCUUCUUGUCUCAGAGAGCAGUAGAGAUGAGUGAGGAGGCCGACAUCCUGUCUGUGAGCCAGUUUCAGCUGGCUCCUGCCAUCCUGCAGGGCCAAACCAAAGAGAAGAUGGUUAAUAUGGUGUCCACGCUACAGGAUCUCAUUGGCCGGCUCACCAGUCUUCGAAUGCAACACCUGUUUAUGAUUCUGGCCUCACCAAGGUAUGUGGACCGCGUGACAGAGUUCCUCCAGCAAAAGCUGAAGCAGUCGCAGCUGUUGGCUUUGAAGAAAGAGCUGAUGGUACAGAAGCAGCAGGGUGCCCUUGAGGAGCAGGCGGCUCUGGAGCCCAAGCUGGACCUGCUGCUGGAGAAGACCAAGGAGCUACAGAAGCUGAUCGAAGCUGACAUCUCUAAGAGGUACGGCGGGCGCCCCGUGAACCUGAUGGGGACUUUUCUGUGACGUACUCUCUCGGUGUUUCACCUGCCCCUCUUCCCAGCAUUGAAAUGGCAGCAGAGCCAGGGCUGAUUGUGGUGGAUCCUUCCCAGCAAGAAACCAGACUGACUGGAAGAUUGAGAGCUCUGGGAAGGAACUACCAUCGGAUGGUGGCCUCAACACUCUCUUGGCUCACUGCAAACAGCAGUCUUGACUGGCCUCGUGGCUUACCAGCCUGGAACCACAGCUGCUUCUAGCUAGUUGAACUGGACUUAAUAAAAGGGAAAGACUCUUG
Dipodomys spectabilis (banner-tailed kangaroo rat) is the source of this 1873-nucleotide messenger RNA. It is a transcript of the gene Cdk5rap3, whose product is annotated as CDK5 regulatory subunit associated protein 3. The coding region runs from base 97 to 1605 and encodes 502 amino acids. Gene Ontology annotation, cellular component: endomembrane system. NCBI's taxonomy places the organism in Eukaryota, Metazoa, Chordata, Mammalia, Rodentia, Heteromyidae. The record is from RefSeq and is a predicted model, not a curated record. Gene Ontology annotation, biological process: regulation of mitotic cell cycle; regulation of cyclin-dependent protein serine/threonine kinase activity. The transcript has 14 exons.